AUGACGAUUGUUAAGCCUUUUGUUCAUGUAUUUUUUUUGUUUUUAAUUUGCACAACCGACAAUGUAUGUAGUAGAAGGCUUGUUAGCGAGGAGAAGACAUCCGUUGUAAUUCCUAACUUGCUUAAUACUGUUAGACAACUUCUUAUCUUGUUGAGUAACGUCAUUACUAAUGUGGACAAUGUUGAGGAUGUUGGUAAUAUGGGACUGAUAUCUACGUUUCAGUUCUUAGAGAAAAUUCUUCAACGAUUGCAGGGAAUCCUUCAAGGGCUCAAUGUCAGGGAUAUAGUAACGCCUACAGGAGGGUUCAUGGGUGAUACUAGAGAAAGGACAAAUUUUGAGCUUAACAAUGGAGGAGGAGGAGGAGCUGGUGUUGGUGCCAUACCUGGAGGUGGAAUUUAA
Molecule: messenger RNA, 399 nt
Organism: Lactuca virosa
Lineage: Eukaryota; Viridiplantae; Streptophyta; Magnoliopsida; Asterales; Asteraceae
Source: the annotation of a GenBank genome assembly